Rhinichthys klamathensis goyatoka is the source of this 1247-nucleotide messenger RNA. It is a transcript of the gene tbc1d7, whose product is annotated as TBC1 domain family, member 7. The transcript has 8 exons. Gene Ontology annotation, molecular function: GTPase activator activity. The record is from RefSeq and is a predicted model, not a curated record. Gene Ontology annotation, biological process: negative regulation of TOR signaling; activation of GTPase activity. NCBI's taxonomy places the organism in Eukaryota, Metazoa, Chordata, Actinopteri, Cypriniformes, Leuciscidae. The coding region runs from base 236 to 1225 and encodes 329 amino acids.
GACACAGGCGUUAGUACAACAACACGAGGACGUGAUUCACUUCCGAGGGCAGAAAGCUGCAAACACAAGACUGCAGAUCCAGGCAGACUCAUUCACAGAUUCCCUAUGAAGAUCUGAAGAUGAUAAUCCUGCUCAUGCGGUUUGAAUGUGAGCUGAAUGUGACGGGUGAUCGGUGAAUCACUCCUUGGGCCUCUGCUCAGGAAACACCGCGGAUGAGACUGAGGCCUGCUUGAUCAUGGCUGAAGAUCCUCAGAGGAACUUCCGCUCGGCGUAUUAUGAGAAAGUGGGAUUCAGAGGAGUGGAGGAGAAGAAAUCCCUGGAGAUCGUGCUGAAGGACAAUCCCCUGGAUGUGGAGAAGCUGAGCACGUUCAGUCAGAGGUUUCCGCUGCCCUCCAUGUACCGGAUCCACGUGUGGAAAGUCUUACUGGGUAUCCUGCCCCCCCACAGCGACUCUCACGCGCUGGUGUCCCGCUGUCGCCUCCAGCAGUUCCAGGACAUCAGCGCCGCUCUGACGGCCAUGCGCUUCACACACACACACACUCCUCAGACCGAGCUUUACCUGCGCAUGUACCAGCUGGAGAACCAGAAGCUUCCCCGGCGCAGCGAGCCCAGGCCUGCGGACGACGAGGACGAGAACUUCCUGGCCAUCAGCCGAGCGAUGGAGGAGAUCGUGGACGACCCGGUGGACUGCUACUGGCUGGUGCGCUGCUUCCUCAACCAGUUCAAGCUCAAGUUUGGAGACUCCAUCCCUCACCUGCCGAAGAGUCUGGAGCACUUCCUGUCUCAGGAGGACGCGUGUCUUCUGGCUCACCUGAAGGCGUCCGGCUCUCUGCACUCGCUGCCGUACCGGCUCUGGUUCAGACGCUGCUUCGCCGGGUGUUUGCCGGAGUCCAGCCUACAGAGGGUGUGGGAUAAAGUGAUCAGCGGCUCCUGUAAGAUUCUGGUGUUUGUUGCCGUGGAGAUUUUGCUCAGUUAUAAGAUCCUGCUGAUGGGAAUCAGUCACCCGGAUGGAGUUUACAACUUCCUGUCUAACAUCUGUUGUGUUUCUACAGCUGCCCCAGGACAACACCGACGCCAUCGUCACCAAAGCCAUCGACCUGUGGCACAAGCACUGCGGGACGCCCAUGCACGCGGUGUGAGACGACAGGAGGCGCACAGAUGUGUGUGUACUCAUCCUUUAUUAGGCUCCUUUACAUCAGAAUCUGCACACAUCGUUCAGGAGUGACAGUACGUUACACCACAUGCUC